AAAAAUAUGACACGAAUAGAUUUUGAAAUAUCUAGUCAAUUAAUAAAACCGUCAAAAGAUGUGGUGAAAAGGAAAUUAUAGUAUUGAUUUCCAGAAUUAUUUAUGUACUCGUUUUUUUGGAAAAUUAAUUUUAAAUUCCAUUAGUUCUUUCGGCACGAUUGGAAAUGAAAUUUCCACCGCUGAAAUUCGAAAAUUAUGAGCGACGAGCCAAAUAUUUCGUUUACAAAACCGAGCAUGGGGGCGUUCAUAUUAAAUUCAAAAUGAAAAAUUUUAUGGAUAGCAGAGUGCCCAAAUUAUCCGGUGGAAUAUUAGGAGAACAAUACGUAUUAGAUAACCUACAUUUUCAUUGUUAUUCGGAUCACAUGAUAUACGGGAAAAGUUAUCCAGUAGAAGCGCAUUUUGUUCAUUAUAGAAGAUCGUUGGGAAGCAUGCGAAUCGCCAAAUCUUCAAAAAUAUCAGACGCGAUUGCUGUGGUAUCCAUAAUGUACGAAGUAUACAAUACGAUGUCGCCUAAAAUUGCCCUAUUCGAAGCCAUACAAAAAUGCCAUUCCAACUGUUGUCUGCCUACCGAAGCUCAGUUUAGAUUAAGGGACAUACUUCCAUCAUAUCUCAGAAGCUAUUACAUUUACAGGAAUUUUGAUAAUAUGAAUAAAAUUUGGAUCGUUAUGACAGUACCCGGUAUAUUAUCGUACUGGCAGUACUCGCAAUUGAUUAAUCUCCUUGGAUCGACUAACAAUCCCACCCAAGAACUGGCCACCAAAUACGCCAGUUAUAUCAUUAACGGUUGCGUCCUAAAUCCUGUCAAACCGAAUACAAGCCCUACCUGUACCAAGGUCAAAAAGAAAUCCACCAUUUAUACCCAGUCACAACCAAGUAACUAUAAUACAUGGUAUUAUGGAGCUCAGAUGUAUCCUAUGGUUCAGCCACUGCCCAAUAAUAAUAUAGAAGACAACAAAAUUGAAAAUUUUGAUGACAACAAUGGGACGAGUUAAUUUCUUG
Messenger RNA from Phyllotreta striolata, 999 nucleotides. The record is from the annotation of a GenBank genome assembly. NCBI's taxonomy places the organism in Eukaryota, Metazoa, Arthropoda, Insecta, Coleoptera, Chrysomelidae.